GUUGCAGCUGCUUCUUGUUCUCACAUACAAAACUGCACCUCAGCCUAACACAGAUCCAAUAGCAGAUUACUGAAACAGAUACUGCAAGACAGGCAAUCACAGGGACUCAGAGCGGCAGAGUUCUCCGCUGGGUGAAAUCUCCUAGGUGAUGUGACAAAAAAGCCUUUGGGGGAAAUAAUUACUAUGAAAAGCAGGAUUUUAGGGAUGUUAAUGGACACAGAUGGAUCUUUAAGAAAGACAUUGUGUAUGUCAAAAUGUCCUAGCAUUGGAGAAAACAUUGACUAAUCUUAGUAUCUAGAAGGUGGUUACUGAGGAGUCUAAAAUCUAGCAUCUUAGAGUUUAUGAUUGUAGAUAAGGGACAGUGACAGAAUCCACUGGGUGCUGGAUUUAAUGCUGAGACAUGCGAAACAAUAGCCCCGGGAACUGUGAGAAGAAAGAUCAUGGAAAAGUCAAGUAGUGAGGAUUCCUCAAUUCACAGGAGUCCGUCUGUGGACAGUAGAGACUCUGCUAAACCUUCUACCUCAGGCAGGGAUUUCGGUAGAGGGUUUACAGCCGGAGCUUUCUUUGGUACCGCUGGAUCUCGUACGCAGAGCCACGCUGGUGUAAAAAAGGACAAGUACACUGCACCCAAAGGGGGAAAAUAUGUGGUCUUUUAUUUGGAUCUAUCCUUUGUUUUCCUUCUAGAAUUUAAGAAGUGCAACAUGGCAAGAGGCUGUCUGUGUUGUUUGAAAUACAUGAUGUUCCUGUUUAACUUAAUAUUUUGGCUCUGCGGUUGCGGAUUAUUAGGAGUGGGAAUAUGGUUGUCUGUUUCACAAGGAAAUUUUGCAACGUUUUCUCCCAGCUUCCCAUCACUUUCAGCUGCAAACUUAGUCAUCGCCAUCGGUACAAUAGUGAUGGUGACUGGCUUUCUUGGUUGUCUAGGUGCUAUCAAGGAAAACAAGUGCCUACUUUUGAGUUUUUUCAUCAUAUUGCUGAUAAUUCUGUUAGCAGAGCUUAUUUUGCUUAUCCUAUUCUUUGUAUACAAGGAUGAGAUCAACGAGAAUGCAAAGCAGGACUUGAAAGAAGGUUUAUUGCUUUACAAUACAGAAAAUAAUGUUGGACUGAAGAAUGCGUGGAACAUUAUUCAGGCUGAAAUGCACUGCUGUGGGGUGACUGAUUAUACUGAUUGGUAUCCAGUAAUGGGAGAUAACCGUGUUCCAGACCGAUGUUGUAUGGAGAAUUCCCAGGACUGUGGUCAUAAUUCCACCAGUUUAGUUUGGAAAACAGGCUGUUAUGAAAAAGUAAAAAUGUGGUUUGAUGACAACAAGCAUGUUCUUGGCACGAUUGGAAUGUGCAUUCUCAUAAUACAGAUUCUUGGCAUGGCCUUCUCAAUGACUCUCUUCCAGCAAAUACACAGGACUGGUAAAAAAUAUGACGCCUAAGACUUCUCCUGGAAAUAUGCAUCUGUAUAAUUUUCCACAAAAAGUACAAGAUCCACGAACAAACACCAGGCAUUUUCCACAAGGCCAACAAUCCACCUUUUCAGCUUCACACUAACCUGACUUAACAGUAAAAACAGGUUGCUUGACUUAUGUUUCUGCAUAUUGCAUUUGCUAUUAAUUUUGCCAAAGAAGAAAGAAAAUACAGAAAAGUCAAUUUUCUCCAUAGACCUGCUCAAAUAUUCUUCAAACUUGAAAGAAAGAGCUUUGCUUACUGAUAUACUUAAAACUUAUACCAAUACAUGACAGAUAAGCUUGUGCUUCUAAAUUGUCCUUUGUCUUAACCAGCAGAAGACUACCAAGCAGAAGACUUAUUGAAGCCAUUGAAAACUGGUACAUGAAAAAAUUCAAGGGCACCAGUUUGCAUGGAUUUUGACUGCAAUCUUUUGUACUUUAUUUAAGAUGUUUUGUUACUGACUUAGAUUAGAAAUAGUGUUUUCAUUUACAUAAUGUUUUAUUUUCCAUUCUACUUGUUUCUUUUUUUGUUUUGAUCCAAAAAGUACUGUGUGAUGUUUAAAGGAGGUUUUGGAACAUAAAAAUGCAUAACAAUAACUUAAGGGUUAAAACACCAAAAUAUUUUGUGUAAUUCUGUAUUACAGCUAUCUGAUUUCAGCUAUCCUAUUUGUUUUUAAUUAACUUUCACAACAGCUGUUAUCUUUCAGAGCUGAAGGGUAUGUCAAGACAAAUACUAUUUUCUCCAUCUGUGCGUAGAUUGUAGGUUAAACGUUCAUUUCUUCAAUGUUUUAAUUCUGUAAAUUUUUAAAGCAACAAUCCACCUACAGUCUGAAUAGUUUACUCAAUAACUACAUGGAAGAAAUUUCCCUAUCUAAAUAGGCAUUCCCAGAAGGGGCAUUUCCAAUUUGAUGGUACCACCUAUGUUACAACAAGUGGAGACAAGUGUUGCAUGUUUGAAAAUAAAAUGUAUGUUAUAAUUCACGUGGGGAAUUCAGAAAUAAUGUAAUUUGUAUUCUAAAAAAAUCAACUU
Messenger RNA from Pelobates fuscus (common spadefoot toad), 2463 nucleotides. It is a transcript of the gene TSPAN9, whose product is annotated as tetraspanin 9. The record is from RefSeq and is a predicted model, not a curated record. NCBI's taxonomy places the organism in Eukaryota, Metazoa, Chordata, Amphibia, Anura, Pelobatidae. Gene Ontology annotation, cellular component: plasma membrane. The coding region runs from base 441 to 1421 and encodes 326 amino acids. The transcript is spliced from 7 exons.